UUGCUCGCGUGCUCGGUUUCCUCUUCCCUCUUCCGAGUCCUCUUCCCUUGAAUGAGACUCCUCUCACAAACCCCUUCCCUAGCCUCUAGGUGCCUACCGCCAAGCUGCCAAGCCCACACGAUUUUCCUAAGCCACGCCCGCCACGCACAUUGGCAAAGCUUCUUUGCACUCAUCGUCUCACUCGUGUCUCUCAACCCUAUCUCUCACUCAGCCUCUCUCUCCAUUUCUCCUGGCCCCCUCGUCGCCAAGGAGCCUCAAGACGUCAGCUCGCAGAAUGACUCGAACUUAUAGCACGAGCACAAGCAUCCCAAAACACGCAUUGUGAACUCAAACCACUCGAUACCAUCAGAAUGAUA
Colletotrichum destructivum is the source of this 356-nucleotide messenger RNA. RefSeq lists its product as uncharacterized. Lineage: Eukaryota; Fungi; Ascomycota; Sordariomycetes; Glomerellales; Glomerellaceae. The transcript has a single exon. The record is from RefSeq and is a predicted model, not a curated record. The coding region runs from base 52 to 291 and encodes 79 amino acids.